AUGGACAGAGCUCAAGAAAUAACGCGCUCGCUGGUCGAGCCUUCGGCGCCGUCGUUGUCAGCCGAGACGGCACUGGCUACUCAGGCCACCGCUGGCGGUGGCCACCCUGCCCACAUCCAACGCCCCGACCACACCCCGGGCACCGUCAUCGCCCUCGCCACCUCCGUCUACCAGCCCCUCGCCACCAUGCUCGACAUCAUCGGCCAGACAUUGGGCGAGGCGCCUCUGCUGCGCUACGACAAGGGCGCCCGCCCCGCGCUCGUCGUCGACAGCGGCGUCUCCCAGGCCGGCGAGCGCUUCUGCAUCGCCCUCCUCUUCGCCACGUUCGGCGGCUGCGACGACAUGCGCGAGAUCGCCGAUCCUAUACGACGGUGGCUCAUUCCCGCGCGGCCGGCGGGCGGCGCAUGCGAUCGCUGGCCGCCUUGGGCGAAUGUGCCGGUGCAUAAUUUGGGUCGGGAGAUGGAGUUCGUGAUCAGCCUGCCGGUGAAUGUGUAUCAUAUUGGCGUGCAGGCAUGGGAAUGCGAGCCCUACGUGUAUGGAGGGAAGGAGCUCUGGGUAUCGAGGGGGGUCGCGGAGGCGCUGAGUCACCUCGCUGACUGCAACGCCGACGCACUGUGCAAGGAGGUUCAGACGUGCCCGGAAUACUGGGGCAUGCUCGAAUAUUUCAACGUCACGAAAACCUGGAACCCGGGCCGUCGUCAGCAGACGUGGGGCGCAGCGCUGUCCUACGAGAGACCUGAGGGCGAGGAAGAAGACGACUUACGCCCUGCGGAAGAGGGCGACUUGCAUCCUGCGGAAGAAGGCGACCUACACCCUGCGGAAGAAGACACAUUCCCCGCGUCACCGACCUUGGUUCUCAUCUCCUUGGACUCGCCUGUGACGCCCCAUUCGCGUGCGCCGUCGGGCUCUCGCGUGCCGUCAAACUCUUCAUCGCGGGCCCCGUCAGGCUCCUCUUCGCGGGCCCAGUCAGGCUCGUCGUCGCGGGCCCCGUCAGGCUCUCGUCUUCCAGCCUAUUCCUCGCCCCUCAAAUCACCCGAACCCAGAGGUCUUGUACUUAAAGACCUCGCUCCGCACGACGUGGCGCUGAGAGCGCACGCCGCUCACGACGUGGCGCUGGGAGAGUACGCCUCUCACGGCGUGGCGCUGGGAGCGCACGCCGCUCACGACGUAGAGCUUGGAGAGAUUGUCGAAGAUGAGGACGAUGAGGACGACGUCGAUAUCCUCCCCGCCCCUUUCCUCGUCACUCCGCAGAAGAUGGAGUCGGCGAGCUCGACGCUCUUUGAGUCGACGGCUUCGGGGCGCUUCGACUCGACGGCUUCGAGGUGCUUUGACUCGACGGCUUCAAGGCGGUUCGACUCGACGACAUCGAGGCGCUUCGACUCGACGACUUCGAAGCGCUUCGACCACGCGAUGGAAGACGACUUCCCGCCGACGCCCUCUCGUGCGCCAGCUCGGGCACCGUUCUCGUCGCCGACCAAGGCACCCUGCUCGGAGACUAGGGAUAUGAUCUCGUCACCAACCAGUUCUCCGUUCUCGUCGCCGACUAAAGCUCCGUUUUCGUCGCCAACUAAGGCUGCAUACUCACCGACUCGGGCUCUGUACUCGCCGACUCGCGCUCUGUACUCACCGACUCGGGCUCUGUACUCCCCGGCUCGGGAUCCGUACCUGCCUGCCGACGUUCCGCAGACUCCCAUCCGGCGCAACGGGCGUGCUCUGAAUUUUACGGAUAUUGAAGACUACGAAGCUGCCGACGAGUACAUGACUGGCAACGGGUUCAAACCUCCCGGCGGAUUCAUAGCUCCCAGCGGAUUCAUCGUCACCGAUGGCUUUAUGAAUCACUUCAUGGCUACCGACGAUUUAAUGACCCCCGAGGGCUUUACUCCUACCCAGGACUUCACGACCACCGAAAAUUUCGCGACCACCGACAGGUUCAUGACCGCCGACAACCUCGCGACAACGCCAGCGACCCCUUCACUGCUCGAACGCAUCUCGACGGCACGGACUCCCAAGCGCCGCGCGCGCAACAGGCGGCGCAAUGAUAAUGAUGCGAACACGAUCCCGCUCACACCUGAGAAGGGCAUGAACAAUCCGAACGGCGUCCCUCUGACGCCGCGGAAGCCGUACACGCCACACACACCGCACUCGUCGAAGUCAUCACCGUACACGCCGCUGAAGGCCCCUCAGCUCUCGGCGCGCGGGCAGCGCGCGUUCCAGCCGUACCCGCAGUCCUCGCCCUCGAAGGCGUACCCGCAGUUCUCGCCUUCGAAGGCGUACCCGCAGUUCUCGCCUUCGAAGGCGUACCCGCAGUCCUCGCCCUCGACAGCAGCGGGGCGAAGUCUUUUGGACCGUCUGGCCGUACCUCUCAAGGACCGGCUGGCCGGUGAGCGUAAGCUCGCGGACCGCAUCUCUGGCGCGGUGGUGCCAUCCGACGACUGA
This is a messenger RNA of Schizophyllum commune H4-8, 2436 nucleotides long. RefSeq lists its product as uncharacterized. The record is from RefSeq and is a predicted model, not a curated record. The coding region runs from base 1 to 2436 and encodes 811 amino acids. The transcript is spliced from 2 exons. Lineage: Eukaryota; Fungi; Basidiomycota; Agaricomycetes; Agaricales; Schizophyllaceae.